UGAUACUACUACUACCUUACUAAAAAAAAAAGGGACGCUUGGCCAUAUCCUGAAUUCAGUGGAAAUGAGCUCACUGGCACCAUAUUCUGUUGGGACUUGCCUCACCUCCUUGCAGCCCCAAAAACUUAACCAUUUGAAUUCACUAACAACAACAUGUUCUGUCCAAGUCCAACAACAACCACCAGUUCUUGUACAAAAGGAUAAUCAAUUGAAAAGAAGAGAAGCAAUAGGCCUCUCCUUGAGUUUUGGUCUUCUACAUUCUUUAUUGCAACCAAUAAUACCCACUGCAACAGCUGCUGAAGCAGUUCCAUGUCAAUUAACUGUGGCUCCUUCAGGCCUUUCCUAUUGUGAUAAAGUUGUUGGCUAUGGUCCUCAGGCUGUUAAGGGACAGCUCAUUAAGGCACACUAUGUGGGGAGAUUGGAGAAUGGAAAAGUUUUCGACAGCAGCUACAAUCGUGGCAAGCCACUUACAUUUCGCGUUGGUGUUGGAGAGGUUAUCAAAGGAUGGGAUGUAGGCAUUUUAGGAGAUGAUGGAAUUCCUCCUAUGCUUACAGGAGGUAAACGUACAUUGAAGCUUCCUCCAGAAUUUGGAUAUGGCUCAAGAGGAGCUGGUUGUAAAGGAGGUUCAUGUGUCAUUCCUCCUGAUGCGGUACUCUUAUUCGACGUAGAGUUUGUCAGCAAAGCAUGAUUUACAACUCCAUGGCAGUCGAAUUACCUUCCUUGAACUUCCUUGGAGAUCAGAGCCGAGAUUACUAUUAUUUUUCCCCUUUUAAUUUACAUGUUUGAUGGCUGUGAAAUUACAAUCCAGCUGUGAAUUUACAUUUUUGCUCUAGAUCACAUUGAUAAAGGAACAAAAAGCUGAGAAAAUUAUAACGUUGAGAAAUAAAACUAGUAUCAUCAACUUCCACAUUGGAUGACAUUGGUUAUUUGUGCAUAAA
Medicago truncatula (barrel medic) is the source of this 938-nucleotide messenger RNA. RefSeq names its product peptidyl-prolyl cis-trans isomerase FKBP13, chloroplastic. The record is from RefSeq and is a predicted model, not a curated record. Gene Ontology annotation, cellular component: chloroplast. Bases 65 to 688 code for a protein of 207 amino acids. The transcript has 5 exons. Lineage: Eukaryota; Viridiplantae; Streptophyta; Magnoliopsida; Fabales; Fabaceae. Gene Ontology annotation, molecular function: peptidyl-prolyl cis-trans isomerase activity.